GAAUCUCAUUACUCUUUUCACUCAAACUGGCUUCCGUGUCUUAAAAGAAGCUAUAAAGAAUCAGAGAUGAGUGAAGAAAGAAGAAAAAUGUUUUAAAUAAGGAAUUUUGAGACAUUUGUUUCUGAACAGAUAGCGCAUCUUUGUGAUUCUAAUGGUGAUUCAUUUUUGAAACCAUUGUUUAGAAAAUGAAAGUAAAGUUCAGAGUGCUGGAGCUCAAACAGUGAGAAUGGCUUCUUCAGCUGAAGAUGAUUAUAUCUGUCCUGUUUGCUGUGAAAUCUUCAAGGCUCCUGUUCUUCUAUCAUGUAGUCACAGUUUCUGUAAAGAGUGUCUUCAACAGUUCUGGAGAACCAAGGAAACUCAGGAGUGUCCCAUCUGCAGGAGAAGAUCCUCAAGAGAAGAACCACCAUAUAAUCUUGCAUUAAAAAACUUGUGCGAGUCAUUCCUGAAGGAGAGAAAUGAAAGACAUUCAUCUGAGGAGAUCUGCAGUUUACACAGUGAGAAACUCAAACUCUUCUGUCUGGAGGACAAACAGCCGGUGUGUUUAGUGUGCAGAGAUUCACAACAACACGACAAUCACAAAUUCAGACCCAUCAGUGAAGCGGUUUCAUCAUUUAAGGAGGAGCUCAUUACAGCACUGAAAUCAUUACAAGAGAAUCUGAAACACAAUGAAACAGUGAAAGGAAAGUUCGAGAAAACAGUUCGACACAUCAAGUCUCAAGCUGAGCACACAGAGCGUCAGAUUAAACAGCAGUUUGAGAAGCUUCAUCAGUUUCUCAGAGAUGAAGAAGAAGCUACAAUCACUGCACUGAGAGAGGAAGAGGAGCAGAAGAAGAAAAAGCUGGAGGAGAUGAACCGACACAUCUCAGCUCUUUCACACACAAUCAAAGACACGGAGGAGAUGAUGAAAGCCAGUGACGUCUGCUUUCUGAAGGAGUUUCCAGUCACAAUGGAAAGAGUCCAGAUCUCAUCACAGCCGGAUCCACAGACUCCUUCUGGAGCUUUGAUUCAUGUGCCACGAUACUUGGGCAACCUGCCCUUCAGAGUCUGGAAGAAGAUGCAGGACAUCGUCCAGAACACUCCUGUGAUUCUGGAUCCAAACACUGCAAAUCCAUGGCUUGUCCUGUCUGAUGAUCUGACCAGUGUGAGAAAUUGCAGGAACAAACAACCUCUUCCAGAUAAUCCAGAGAGAUUUGACUUCUAUCCCUGUGUUCUGGGUUCAGAGGGGUUUAACUCAGGAACACACUGCUGGGAUGUGGAGGUUAAACAGAGUCAACGCUGGUGUCUUGGAGUAACUACAGCAUCAAACCAGGGGAAGGGAUGUGAUUUCUUCAACACUGAUGUCUGGAGUGUGGAGUUUCAUCUGUCAGGACGGUAUUUAGGUUCUGGUUUCCGGGUUAAACGGAAGCUUGAUCAUGUGAGAGUGAAUCUGGACUAUGACAGAGGAACAGUGUCAUUCUCUGAUCCUGUAACUAACACACAUCUACAUACAUUCAAAACCACCUUCACUCACACACUCUUCCCAUUCUUCUAUUGUUUUGACUCUCUUAGGAUCUUACCCUUCAAUAGUCAGUAAACGUUACUGUGACGAGUGGGGCGGACCGAAAGCCGAGAGCGAUUUUAUGAUAAAUAAAGCUGACUUUGUAGCAUUCAUUUGUGCUGUGCUAAAUGGUACUUCACAGGCAGAAAGGAAGUCAGUGAAGAUAAAGAUUAUCGUAGGAUAUGCAAAUACAUUUCUAAAGUUAGCUGGAGUUACAGCCGAGAAAUUCCAUUGGAUUUUGAAAUCAAAGGAUGGAACUCCUGCUUUGGAUAUGACAGAUUAAUAAUAGUGUUAUAAUGUCUUUCCUGCUACUACAUUGGAAUGCCAGGAGCGUAAUAGCAAGUGGGCAAGAAUUUUAGAAACG
Carassius carassius (crucian carp) is the source of this 1901-nucleotide messenger RNA. RefSeq names its product E3 ubiquitin-protein ligase TRIM35-like. Gene Ontology annotation, molecular function: protein binding; zinc ion binding. The coding region runs from base 227 to 1573 and encodes 448 amino acids. Lineage: Eukaryota; Metazoa; Chordata; Actinopteri; Cypriniformes; Cyprinidae. The record is from RefSeq and is a predicted model, not a curated record. The transcript is spliced from 6 exons.